Molecule: messenger RNA, 6118 nt
Organism: Neltuma alba
Lineage: Eukaryota; Viridiplantae; Streptophyta; Magnoliopsida; Fabales; Fabaceae
Product: homeobox-DDT domain protein RLT1
Exons: 18
Coding region: 577-5826 (1749 amino acids)
Biological process (GO): regulation of transcription by RNA polymerase II
Molecular function (GO): DNA binding
Source: RefSeq, a predicted model, not a curated record
UGUUAACAAAAGUCAUCUCUUUUUUUGAUUUUUGUUUUUAGUCAUCGUUACCGAGUUCUCGUUUGACACGAACAUUCAUCACACCGUUAAUAAAAAGAGAAACAAAAAAGCCAGUAUUUAGUAUUUACGAAGGAAAAUAAAAACGAAUUAUGAAAGGUGGUGGAGGAAUUGUACUUGUAGGAGUCAAGGGAAACUGUUGUUGGCUUAUCUUUGUUUUUCGAUUUUUGUUAUUAAUAUUAUUAUUGUUUUUCGGUUUGUUCUUUUAUUCUUCAAUCGUUGUUCUUUCUUUUCAAUCCCUCAUUGUACGCUGAUGCUUUUUCUUAUUUAUUAUGUUAUUUCUAAUUAUUUUUCAUCCCAGGAUAAUAAUCUUGUGCCUUUUCAAUCCUUGACUAUUACGGAAUUUUGGUUUAAGAGAGAGGAAGGUAGAGAUGAGACGGUAUAGAUAAGGGAGAAAUAUUGAUUCUUUUCGGUAGCCCUAAUUUUCUGUUUUGGUUCCUUUUUCUUGAGCGUUCUGGAUUUCUUCUGGGGGUUUGAAGAAGGUAACUUCAGGGAACCUUCGAUCUUGAUCGUUCUUCAAUGGAGGCCGAGUCUGUGUCUGACGGGGAGAAUAAUCGGAAAAGGGACGCCGCUGAUGAGUACAAUGACAACAAUAAUGGAAGUAACAAAAAAAUUGUAAAUUCCAAUGAAGGGCAGAGCAAGCCCAAGCGUCAGAUGAAGACUCCUUUCCAGCUUGAGGCUCUGGAGAAAGCUUAUGCUUUGGAGACGUACCCGUCGGAGGCGAUGAGGGCAGAACUGUCGCAGAAGUUGGGGCUGUCGGAUCGGCAAUUGCAGAUGUGGUUCUGCCAUAGGAGGUUGAAAGACAAGAAGGACGUGCCCAAGUCUUCAAGAAAGGCGCCACCGCCGUUGCCCGCUUCACCGACGGACGAGUUGAGGAUGGAGACUGAACUUGCCAAUGAUUAUGGAUCCGGGUCGGGUUCGGGCUCAAGCCCGUUUACUCGUUCAGAGUUGCGGAAUGUAGUACCUAGGGGUGUUCCUGGGUACUAUGAGUCGCAGCAGGCUCUUAUGGAGCUCAGAGCAAUUGCUUGUGUGGAGGCGCAGUUAGGAGAACCCUUAAGGGAGGAUGGACCUAUUUUAGGAAUUGAGUUUGAUCCAUUGCCGCCAGAUGCAUUUGGAGCACCUAUCGCAGUUAAUGAGCAGCAGAAGCGGCCUAGUCUUGGCUUUGAUAGUAAAGUCUAUGAAAGACACGAUGUUAGAACAAACAAGGCUAUGACAAGGGCCUUCCAUGAAUAUCCAUUUCUCCCAAACCACUCCAGUAUUAGAUCUGAUGCUUAUGGACAAUUGACACAAUCUCAUUUACUUGAUCCGAUGGAUGGUCCAGCCAGAACUCCGUCUUUUGUAGUAAAAAAUGAACAGCUUCCCAGGAUUCAUGCUGCCCAAGGCCAUUCGUCACGUGUUCGUGUUUCAUCUCUACAAGAUAAGCAAGGGCUUCCCUUUCCGUCGCCCUCUCGUGAUGAUGAUGGCCCUUCUCAAAGGGAAUCUUACCCAAACCUAAAUAUUGGAAUGAACUCUCACUUUACUGAUCACCCAAUUGUUGGACCAGAAAACCCUUAUGGGGUAGUUGGUGGACAAAUCUUCCCUAGCGAUGCAAUAUUACGGGUUGACAGGAAACGAAAGAGUGAUGAUUCUAGAACUGCAAGAGAAGCUGAAGCCCAUGAGAUGAGGAUCCAGAAGGAGAUAGAGAAACAAGAUAACAUUAGGCGAAAGAAUGAAGAGAGAAUGAGGAAAGAGAUGGAGAGGCAAGAUCGUGAAAGAAGGAAGGAAGAAGAGAGGCUGAUGCGUGAGAGACAGAGAGAAGAAGAAAGAACAAAGCGUGAGCAAAGACGUGAAAUUGAACGAAGGGAAAAGUUUCUGAUGAAGGAAAAUUUAAGAGCUGAGAAAAGGAGGCAAAAAGAAGAGCUUCGAAAAGAGAAAGAAGCAGAGAGAAGAAAAGCUGCUCUUGAGAAGGCAGUUGCCCGCAGAAUAGCUAAAGAAUCUAUGGAGCUUAUUGAGGAUGAACAACUGGAAUUGAUGGAGUUGGCCGUAGCAAGCAAGGGACUUCCCUCAAUUAUAAAUCUUGAUCUUGACACCUUGCAAAACCUUGAUAUGUUUCGGGAUUCAUUGUGCACUUUUCCACCCAAGAGUGUAAAGCUGAAAAAACCAUUUGCCAUCCAACCCUGGAUCAAAUCUGAGGAGCAUGUUGGCAACCUUCUCAUGGUUUGGAGAUUUCUGAUUACAUUUGCGGAUGUCCUUGAGUUGUGGCCUUUUACUCUUGAUGAAUUUUUGCAGGCAUUUCAUGACUAUGAUUCAAGAUUAUUUGGUGAGAUACAUGUUGCUCUUCUCAAGGUGAUAAUAAAGGACAUCGAAGAUGUUGCAAGGACACCUACAGGAUUAGGUACUAACCAGAAUGGGGCUGCUAAUCCUGGUGGUGGCCAUCCAGAGAUUGUGGAAGGGGCGUAUGCCUGGGGCUUUGAUAUAAGAAAUUGGCAGAAGCACUUGAAUCAAUCAACAUGGCCAGAAAUUUUCCGACAGUUAGCAUUGUCUGCAGGGUUUGGACCACGGCUGAAAAAAAGAAAUAUCACAUGGUCAUAUGCAAAUGAUAAAGAUGAGCAGGGUAGAAGUUGUGAAGACAUCAUCUCCACUCUUCGCAAUGGUUCAGCAGCUGAAAAUGCUGUGGCAAAAAUGCAAGAGAAAGGUCUGUUAGCCCCUCGGAGAAAUAGGCACCGGUUGACUCCUGGAACGGUCAAGUUUGCAGCAUUUCAUGUUUUGUCUCUCGAGGGUGGCAAGGGCUUGACUGUACUAGAGCUUGCAGAGAAAAUUCAGAAAUCUGGACUUAGGGACCUGACAACCAGCAAGACACCUGAGGCAUCAAUUUCUGUUGCUUUGACCAGAGAUGCUAAGCUUUUUGAAAGAAUAGCUCCCUCAACAUAUCGAGUUCGAGCUGCAUAUCGAAAAGAUCCUGCUGAUGCAGAGGCCAUUCUUUCAGAUGCUAGAAAGAAAAUUCAGAUAUUUGAAAAUGGGUUUCCUGCUGUUGAAGAUGCUGAUGAUGUUGAAAGAGAAGAAGAGUCAGAAAGUGAUGAAGUUGAUGAGGAUCCUGAAGUAGAUGAUUUAGUAAACCCCCUAAGUGAUAACAAAACAUCUGAACAGUAUGAUGACCUGAACAAUUGCUCUACAAAUGGGGGAGAAAACAUGAGCCAUGACAUGGAACUUGUUCAAAAUGAGUUUGGCAAGGAUCUUCCUUGCGUUCCUGAGAGUUGUUCUAAAGAUGCUGAUUGCCCAGGUGCUGUUACUGGACAGCAGGUUAUUGAAGAUUUGAAUACUGCAAAUCCUGACGAUAACAUGGAAAUUGAUGAAAGCAAGUCUGGAGAGUCAUGGGUUCAAGGCCUUACAGAAGGAGAAUAUUCUGACCUUAGCGUAGAAGAACGUCUUAAUGCACUAGUAGCAUUAGUUGGUGUUGCGAAUGAAGGAAAUUCAAUACGUCUUGUUCUUGAGGACCGUUUGGAGGCAGCAAAUGCUCUGAAGAAGCAAAUGUGGGCAGAAGCACAGAUAGAUAAAGUUCGGCAGAAAGAUGAUAAUUCUAAUAAAUCAGAUUUUCCAUCUCUUGCUGCAAAUAAAGUUGAGACACAAUAUACGGGCCCAUCUGCAGAGGGAAACCAGAGCCCAUUGCUUGACAUCAAUAUUAAUAAUAAUGAGGCAUCACCCAGCACUGCAGAAAAUCAAAAGGAAGUUCUGGGUGCACAGAACAUGCCUAUUGAAAAGCCCUCAGUAGUUCAAGAUCUCUUUUUAGGUCCAGACAACCCGCAGAUUCUAUCUGCACAUGCUUCAAAAAGGUCUCGUUCACAGUUGAAGUCUUAUAUUGCGCAUAUAGCGGAAGAGAUGUAUGUAUAUAGGUCCUUGCCCCUUGGUCAAGAUAGGAGACGUAACCGAUAUUGGCAAUUUGUUGCAUCCGCUUCCAGCAGUGAUCCUGGUGCCGGCAGGGUCUUCAUGGAAUUGCAUGAUGGCAGUUGGCGGCUUAUUGAUUCUGAAGAGGAUUUCGAUGCGCUCUUGACAUCCCUCGAUUCACGUGGAAUUAGGGAAUCUCAUUUACGCUUAAUGUUGCAGAAGAUUGAGAAUUCCUUCAAGGAAAAUGUUCGAAAGAAUGCUCAAUUUAAUAAAAAUGCCACCAGAUCAAUUAAAAAUGAAGCUGAUGAAGUAGAAUUGGUUCCUGAAUGCCGUGCUGGAUCAGACAGUUCUAGCAGUAGUCUCUGUGGUUUGAGUUCUGACUGUACAUUGGAAACAACUUCAUCAUUUAAAAUUGAGCUGGGGAGAAGUGAGAGUGAAAAAAAAGCUGCCUUGACCAAGUAUCAAGAUGUUCAAAAGUGGAUAUGGAAAGAAUGUUAUAAUUCAUCAACAUUAUGUUCAUUGAAAUAUGGGCAAAGGAGAUGCAAAUCACUUCUGGAAAUAUGUGAUAUGUGUUUGAAUCCAUAUUUCUUUGAGGAUUCCCAUUGUAAUUUUUGCCACCAUACUUUUGCUACUAAUAAUGGAUUUAAUUUUUCUAAACAUGCAUUUCAAUGUGGAGAGAAGUUAGAUUCCAAAGGUAUUUCUACUUGGGAUUGUUCUCUUCCCUUGCGGAUAAGGUUGCUCAAGGCCUUCUUGGCUUGUAUUGAGGCUUCUGUUCCUCUUGAAUCAUUGCAAUCAAUUUGGACAGAAGAGUAUAGGAAGCAGUGGGGUGUGAAGCUGAGCAAAUCAUCUACAACUGAUGAACUCUUGCAGUUAUUGACCUUGUUGGAGAGAGCAGUACAGCGAGACUUUCUGUCAUCAAACUUCUCCACAACAGAAGAAAUGUUGGGAUCAAGCUGUAUGCCAGAUGAUGCUGUAAAUGCUUCUACAGAUACUGAAUCAGUUCAUGUGCUGCCAUGGGUGCCACAAACCACUGCAGCUGUGUCGUUGAGAAUCUUUGAAUUUGAUGCAUCCAUCAGUUACAUACCAGUUGAGAAGCCUGAGCUACCUGUUGAGGAGAAAGAAGUGAGAGAAUAUGUGAAGCUUCCUUCAAGAUAUGCUCCCUUCAAGUCUGGUAGAGCUAUUGAAUCAGCAGAAUUGGACCAUGACGAAUUCAUCAAGGAAGACAAAUCUAAUAGAAGUGUUCGAAGGAGCAAUAAACGUGGACGGGGGUCUCAUGAUCAGGGCCGGGGCAAGAAGUUGUCUAGAAGAACACAAGAGCCAAAACAACAUGCUGGGCGCCGGAAUGUUAAAGGCACUGAGAGUUUGGGUGCGGGAUUAAAACAGCAGGGGAGAGGGACACAAGGACAACCUGGUGGACGUGGUCGCCGAACUGUCAGGAAAAGGAGAGUGGAAAAAAGGGCUGUUGAGGACUUAUUACUUGGCCACAAGGGUGUCGGUCGUAGUCCCAAAAUUGGCAGAGGAUCAUUGAGAAGCUUGGAAGAGGAAUGGGAUGGCGAGAAGGAAGCAAGUCCUAUCCAAAUGGAUGGUGUUGAUAACAGUAACAGUGCUGAGGAAGUGGAAUCUGAUGACAAUGGACAAGCAGUGGAGUAUGAGCAAGGAAACUGGGAGGUAGGUUUCAAUGGUGGUAGUUCCAACAGAUGGGAUGGGGAUAUGGUUGGAGCGAGCGAUGAAGAAGUGGUGGGUGCUUCUGAAGAUGACAAUGGCAUUGAGGAGGGAGAAGAGGAGUUGGAAGAAGAUUCAGAGGAGGAAGUUAUGAGUGAAGGAGAGGAUUCAGAUGGUGAUGCCAAUAGAAUGAUGGUAAAUGAAGAGGGCUCAGACUCAGCUGUCUCUGAGGAUUCUUCUGAUUAGAACAUUGGAUAUUUUAAUUGAUCAAGUGAAGGGAAUUGAAUUGCAUCCCAAGGCUGCAUUGCAUUUUUUUAACAUUGCCGCUGGAUAAGUGCCUGAGAAGUUAUCUCAUGGCUUGAGGGGGAGAGAGGAGCCAGUAGAAUUAUGAUGUAUAUGCUCCAUGCAAAAUGGAGCCCCUGUAUUUUUAAAUUAGAGUUGAAGUUGAGGGCUUUCGUAGCCCAGCCUCAUUUCGAUUUUGUUUUCUCAUGUCAUAGAUAUUCAUUAAUUUAUAGAAAUAUAAUACCUUCAUAUAUAA